AUGGUACGAUGUUGGCGGGGAACAUUAAAACAACCUUUCGGUAUAAAACUAUUCUGGAAUAUUCAUCACGCCCAUCCACGAUUUCUCAACAAGACGGUUCUCGUCGUUAAUAAUGAUGUCACAGCUGCUUUUCACUUACUUAACAGGUUAAUGAACAAUGAAGGUUUGCUGGAUAUUUUACGAAAAACACGAUAUUACCGAAAACCGUACAUGCAACGGAAUGAAUUAUCGAGAGAAAUUUCUAAGGCAAUCAUCAAUGAAGAUAUGCGAAGGAAAAUACAGUUUCUGAUGCGAAAAAAUCGACCCGACCCAUAUCCAGGCCAAAUGACUACGUGA
Molecule: messenger RNA, 336 nt
Organism: Brugia malayi
Lineage: Eukaryota; Metazoa; Nematoda; Chromadorea; Rhabditida; Onchocercidae
Gene: Bma-mrps-21
Product: 28S ribosomal protein S21, mitochondrial, putative
Exons: 2
Coding region: 1-336 (111 amino acids)
Biological process (GO): translation
Cellular component (GO): ribosome
Molecular function (GO): structural constituent of ribosome
Source: RefSeq, a predicted model, not a curated record